This is a messenger RNA of Cannabis sativa, 1802 nucleotides long. RefSeq names its product 24-methylenesterol C-methyltransferase 2. Gene Ontology annotation, molecular function: S-adenosylmethionine-dependent methyltransferase activity. Lineage: Eukaryota; Viridiplantae; Streptophyta; Magnoliopsida; Rosales; Cannabaceae. The transcript has a single exon. The record is from RefSeq and is a predicted model, not a curated record. Bases 517 to 1593 code for a protein of 358 amino acids. Gene Ontology annotation, biological process: steroid biosynthetic process.
UGUGUUGCACGCGUGACUAUUUUAUUUUAUACGCGUGUAAAAUAGACUGUUUGAACAUUAUUUUCUAUAUUGUAAAUUAUUCCGAAUUUUUCAAAAUUUUGUAAGACAUCUUAAAUAACUAUAACGUACAUAAAAAUGAAAAAAAAAAUUAUACUAUUUUUUUUCUAAAUACUGAAACAAUGCACCAAUACAUCCCCUUUAAGAGAUGCAUUACGGAUCACCCAAUCAUAUAUAUAUAUAUAUUUUUGUUGUAUGAGAAGAGGGGGGAAAGCCAAUUUGAGCGCACGCCUCUUGUCCUCUAUCUAUCCAUCCCACGUGUUCAAAACGAGAUACCCGAUUCACGCGCCAGGAGCGUGCAGAAACGAAGCAAAACACAUUUUUCGUUUGUAAUUAGGCUCCCAAAAGCUCCUAAUCUUUAUUAUAUAGUAAGACCUAAUUGCCCCAUUCUCACCCUCACUCACUCACUCGCUUUUCUCUCUCACCGUACCCUUCUCUCGUUUCCUUCACUCUCCUGUGAUGGACUUUGUUGCAGUGCUUGGCACCGGGGCUCUUGUGGCCUUCGGUCUCUACUGGUUCGUAUGGGUUCUAGGCCCCGCCGAACAACAAGGCAAGCGCGGUGUCAAUCUCUCCGGCGGAUCGAUCUCCGCCGAGAAGGUUCAAGAUAACUAUAAGCAGUACUGGUCCUUCUUCCGCCGCCCUAAGGAGAUCGAAACUGCCGAGAAGGUUCCAGACUUUGUAGAUACUUUCUACAAUUUAGUAACCGACAUUUACGAGUGGGGAUGGGGCCAGUCCUUCCAUUUCUCCCCUUCCAUACCCGGUAAGUCUCACCGUGAUGCCACGCGCAUUCACGAGGAGAUGGCCGUCGAUCUCAUCAACGUCAAACCAGGGGAUCGAAUUCUGGACGUUGGAUGCGGGGUUGGGGGCCCCAUGCGAGCCAUCGCCGCCCACUCUCGUGCCAAUGUCGUAGGCAUCACGAUCAACGAAUACCAGGUUAAACGCGCCCGCCAGCACAACAAGAAGGCUGGGCUCGAUUCGCUCUGUGAGGUCGUUUGCGGCAACUUCCUCCAGAUGCCGUUCCCGGACAACAGCUUCGAAGGCGCCUACUCGAUCGAAGCCACCUGUCACGCGCCGAAGCUGGAGGAGGUAUACGCAGAGAUUUUUAGGGUUUUGAAGCCUGGAUCUCUCUAUGUGUCGUACGAAUGGGUAACGACAGACAAAUAUGUAGGAGAGAACGCUGAACAUGUUGAUAUCAUUCAAGGGAUCGAGAGAGGUGACGCCUUGCCUGGUCUGCGGAGCUACUCCGAUAUAGCCGAAACGGCUCGGAAAGUGGGGUUCGAGGUGGUGAAGGAGCAAGAUCUGGCUAAACCACCUGCUCUUCCAUGGUGGACACGUUUGAAGAUGGGUAGAUUCGCUUACUGGAGAAACCACGUUCUCGUGACUGUGCUUGCCGCCGUGGGAAUCGCUCCAAAGGGUACCGUCGAUGUCCACGAGAUGCUUUUCAAGACCGCCGAUUAUCUGACCAGGGGUGGAGAUACCGGAAUAUUCUCUCCGAUGCAUAUGAUUCUCUGCAGAAAGCCAGUUACCGAAUCAUAAAGCUCACAAGUAUUCUUGAGGUAAUACCUCAUUCACUUAUUUUCCAUGUUCUACCCUCUAUCACUUUAGUCUCUUCCUAGUUUUUUUUUUCUUAAUUUAUUAUUUUGUUAGUGCUAAUUUAUUUUCCAUUUUGUAAUUUUGUUUUCGAAUUAUUUGAAUCUCAUGGUUGGAUAACUUUUGUGAUGAUUAAUUAAGCUUAAGAGCCAUAA